CUAUAAAUGCAAGGCGCCAUCUGCCCUCCCAAAAGCUGAAACAACAUAAGAACAAUCGUCGUACAACAUGGCCAAGUGCUGCACAAAAGUCUGUGUGACAGGAGGUUCUGGAUAUAUUGGUUCCUGGCUCGUCAUGAAGCUGCUGGGGAAAGGCUAUACUGUCCAUGUAACAUUGAGAAGUUUGGGGGACAAAUCCAAAGUAGGCCUCCUCAAGUCCCUACCAAACGCAGACACCAACUUAGUACUGUUCCAAGCUGAUAUAUACAAUCCGAAUGAGUUUGAAGAAGCAAUUCAAGGGUGUGAAUUUGUUUUCCAUGUUGCCACUCCAAUGCAACAUGAUCCCAAAAGCAUUCAGUACAAAGACAGAGUGGAAGCAACCAUUGCUGGAGUGAGGGCUAUAGCUGAUAUUUGCGUCAAAUCACGAACUGUUAAGCGUCUCAUCUACACCGCAUCUGUGGUGGCAGCAUCACCAUUGAAUGAAGAUGGAAGUGGCUAUAAAUCUUGCACGGAUGAAUCCUGUUGGACUCCUUCUGAUCUAUCACUCACUUAUGCCAAUGAUUAUGUUCUGGAAUAUACAAGUGCAAAAACAUUAGCAGAGAAAGAGGUUUUGAGUUAUAAUGAAAUUGGGGAUGCUAAACUUGAAGUGGUGACUCUUGCUUGUGGUCUAGUAGGAGGAGAGACUAUACUUUCCCAUCUGCCUUUGAGUGUACAAGUGAUUUUUGCACAGAUUUCGGGCAACAUAUUUGGCUACUAUCAAGGUUUGAAGUUCUUGGAAGAGCUUUUGGGUUCAGUUCCUCUUGUUCACAUUGAUGAUGUUUGUGACGCACAUAUAUUUUGCAUGGAAAAGCCAUCAAUGAAAGGUAGAUUCCUCUGUUCAGCUGCCGAUCCAACUGUCAAAGAAAUUAAAACUCACCUUGAAGAAAACCAUCCAGAAUUCAUGAUAGAAGAAAAAUUCAGGGAAGAACCAGAGACCAGAGGAAUCAAAUGUGAUUCAUCAAAGUUGAUCAAGAUGGGCUUUGAGUAUAAAUAUGACAUGAGAAAGAUCAUUGAUGAUAGCUUGGAAUGUGGAAAAAGGAUGGGAGCUCUCAGCUCUCCAAUUAGUUAAUCAGAUUCAGAACUCAAACACAUAAAUAAUUUGUAGUUCUCUUUUUUCGUUCAGGCAUUAAAUUUGCAGUUUGAUGUGGUAACUUUUUAUUA
Messenger RNA from Populus nigra (black poplar), 1197 nucleotides. Its product is annotated as NADPH HC-toxin reductase 1-like. Lineage: Eukaryota; Viridiplantae; Streptophyta; Magnoliopsida; Malpighiales; Salicaceae. Gene Ontology annotation, molecular function: oxidoreductase activity, acting on the CH-OH group of donors, NAD or NADP as acceptor. The record is from RefSeq and is a predicted model, not a curated record. The transcript has 5 exons. The coding region runs from base 68 to 1105 and encodes 345 amino acids.